AUGACUACCAAACCUACUGUUCUUCACAUUGGUGACGACAUCAAAUACAAUCAUGAUUUCUUUAAAAACGAAUUUACGUCGCGCUUCAAUGUUAUUCAAGCCACAGAGACUGACCGUGAUUCUUUCAUUCAAUCACUGAAAUAUAAAAAAUACGGCGACUUCUCAGCCAUAUUCCGCCCUCACUUCCAAACGGGAGGUUUCAUGGGCCAAUGGGACGCCGAACUCAUCUCCUUGCUUCCACCUAGUGUACGCAUCUUCGCCUCCGCAGGGGCUGGUUUCAACUGGGCGGAUGUCGAUGUCCUGGGCCAACAAAAGAUCUGGUAUGCCAACGGCGCCGGUGCCUCAGACGAAGCUGUCUCCGAUACAGCGCUGUACAUGAUUUUGAGUGUAUUUCGCAAUUUCACUCGCUCCCAGCUGGCCGCGCGGACAGCCGACCCGGAUAAAUUCACCGAAACCCACAAGUUAAUUGCGACCAUCUCGCAUAACCCUCGUGGGCAUGUGCUCGGAGUGGUUGGGUUCGGGAACAUUAGUAAGAAACUUGCCUUUAAGGCACGUGUGGCUUUGGGGAUGAAAAUCCAUUAUUUCGACAUUGUGCGUGCUGAUCUCCAGGAAGAAGAAGAGCUGGAGGCGACGUAUCAUGAAUCUAUGGAUGAUCUUAUGAGGGUGGCAGAUUGUGUGACUUUACAUACGCCACUCAAUAAGCAUACACAAGACUUGAUUGAUGCAAAGGCCUUGGCUUUGAUGAAGCCCGGAAGUCGACUUGUCAAUACUGCAAGAGGGCAGAUUGUCAAUGAAGAUGCCUUGAUUCAGGCUCUGGAAAGGGGACAUCUUUCGGCUGCUGCAUUGGAUGUGCAUUAUCAUGAACCGCAGGUGUCCCCAAGACUAGCAAGUAUGCCCAAUGUCACAUUGACUACACAUAUUGGUGGUGGUGCAUUGGAUACCAGAAUAAACUUUGAGUUGAACGCUAUGAAAAAUAUUCUUGAAGUGGUUGGGCCGAAUGGAGAGUUUCUGGGGGAUCCCAUUACACCUGUGAAUCGGGCAGCUUUCGAAGCGGCGGCAUGA
Molecule: messenger RNA, 1062 nt
Organism: Penicillium longicatenatum
Lineage: Eukaryota; Fungi; Ascomycota; Eurotiomycetes; Eurotiales; Aspergillaceae
Product: D-mandelate dehydrogenase-like dehydrogenase
Exons: 2
Coding region: 1-1062 (353 amino acids)
Cellular component (GO): cytosol
Molecular function (GO): glyoxylate reductase (NADPH) activity; NAD binding; hydroxypyruvate reductase [NAD(P)H] activity
Source: RefSeq, a predicted model, not a curated record